AAAGGGCGAGGGCAGUAAAUUUCCAGUGAAACAAUGGCCUCCAAGAUUGUGGCCACCGCCACCGUUCGUGCCGUGAAGCAUCGGAAGCUGCUGCCGAUGAGAGCAGCACUGUCGCUGACACCGGCAGCAGUAAACAGGAUAAAGCAACUUCUUGAAGGCAAAAACGAAUUUAUCGGUCUCAAGGUUGGUGUACGACAGAGGGGAUGCAACGGAUUGUCCUACACGCUGGAUUACGCUGCAACGAAAGAUAAAAUGGACGAGGAAGUAGUGCAGGACGGUGUGAAAGUACUGAUCGACAAAAAGGCACAACUGUCCCUUUUAGGCACGGAAAUGGAUUACGUUGAAACGGACCUGUCGGCGGAAUUUGUCUUCAACAAUCCCAACAUCAAGGGCACGUGCGGCUGUGGCGAAUCGUUCAGCAUCUAACGAGGUAGAGCAGCAAACACGAAACACUUUUAGACGUACUGUAAGUUGCUUCGCGAUAGAAAAAUGGGAUCGCUCCCUUCCUUCUCGGGACGACGGUCCCGCUACUUUCUCGUGGCUUAUUGUUUUAGAUUUGUAAAAUCUAGCGUUGAACAAAGAGAGAAUCACCUUGUCCUGUACAUAACAUAAUUUAGCUUGUUAGUAGCGUUAUUUUGAGUGUAAUAAAUUAGCCGUGUUGAGUACCUAAAA
Anopheles coluzzii is the source of this 672-nucleotide messenger RNA. RefSeq names its product iron-sulfur cluster assembly 1 homolog, mitochondrial (gene MagR). Lineage: Eukaryota; Metazoa; Arthropoda; Insecta; Diptera; Culicidae. Gene Ontology annotation, molecular function: 2 iron, 2 sulfur cluster binding. The transcript has 5 exons. The record is from RefSeq and is a predicted model, not a curated record. Bases 34 to 426 code for a protein of 130 amino acids. Gene Ontology annotation, biological process: iron-sulfur cluster assembly. Gene Ontology annotation, cellular component: mitochondrion; cytoplasm.